UAUUUCAGGAAAUUUUAAAAAUCUAUAUAUAAUAAAAUGAAAGUAAUUAAUUUUCAGUGUUUUCAUGUUGCAGUUGAUCAACAUGUUGGCCUUUUGCUUCCCGUAGAUACUUUAAAAUUUCUUCAUAACACCUCGUUCGCACACAUGGCCGUAUAUAUUUAAAUUCUUGAGCCACUAACAGUCCGAAAUACUCAUUUCUUUUAUCCUCUUCUCCAUAAAUUAAGCAUUUAGAACAGUUUGUUUCUUCUUUCAGUAAAUUUUCUUUUACUUUAUCCUCGUUUUUUUCUUUGUUGCGACGACGCUGGGUAAAUCAUCUGGACACUGGGUCUCACUAUCGCCAAAUAUAUUUGGAGAUCGGCUUCGGCUACGGCUUGGCAGACAUUUUUUUCUUUCUACAAUUUUAAAUUAAAUUUAUUAGAAUAAAUGCUUCGAACACACGCGAUCUAAGUACCUUUUGUGUUUAUUAUACCUUACCUACCUAGGUAUAAAAAGAGUACUUACGUAGAUUUUCUUUUAUUAACUGUUUUAUACGAAGAUCUUGAUCUCUCAAAUUAGCAUCCAUUUUACUUCCAGUGAUUAUCAACUAAAUUAAUAAUCCACAAAGUAUUAAAUAACGUUUUUAUGAAAUAUUUAGCACAAAAACAAUACCCUUUAAAUAUCGAUCGUCAGUAACUGUGGCUGACUUACCUAUAUUCUAGCAAGCAGGACUGCCAGAUGUGAAGGGGAAAUCCCCAAUAAAUUGUUGCAUGUGACUGAUGAUGUGAGCAUGUUCGUUUCAUAAUAAAAAUGUUGCCAGGUAACCAAAAAGUCGUAUGUUUUUGUGCGAAUUACGAUCAUAAUCUUUACGAUCGUACAUUAAAAAAUAGACAAAUAAUAGUAUGAGUACGAUUUAAAUCGUAUAUCUGUCAACCCUGCUAGCAAGACAGCGACAAAAUCACGUUGCAUAACAAUGUAGCCCAAGCUUAUAUCUUAUGAAAUAUACGGAAGAGAUACGGACUUAGAAAAAACAGAAAUGUUGUUCUUUGUGGAAGUCAUUGAUGAAAUUCUAUGUAUUUUAGCCCGCAAACUUUCUUCAAACAAAAACAGCGCCAUCUAGUAUCGAGUUCUGUAAUUAUCUCUUUGUUUAUGGAUUUGAAGUAAGACCGCCACGCAUGCAAUACAUUAUGACUGGGGAUUCCCCUAUUCGUCGACGCUGAAUAUGAGGCGACGACAAUCACUGUCAAACGUGUUCACUAUUACUCUGACUCUGGUAACGUGACUUCCUGGUAACGUGUUAGGUAGGAAAAGCAGUAAAAAAGUGCAUAUUAAGGGAGCAGAUUUGAAAUAAUAUUUAUACUUAACAAGAAAUAAUUAAAGGUUCAAUGGGGAGACCUAAAGAUUUACGCAUAUGGGAGCACUACCGUACUUUACCAAACAAGUCUGUUUCUUGCAAGCUUUGUAAUAAGGUCUACAAAUUCAGUAAUGCUGCCAAAAUGCUUCAACAUCUUAUCACUUGUCCAAAAUCUCCAGAAACAUUAAAAGACUCUAUGAAACUUAUAAAAGAUAGCUCGUCCAAAACCAAAAUGUCUGGACUGUCAGAGAUAGAGACAAAUGAUUCUUUUAUAAGCCCCUCGUCGUCUGCUAACACUACAAUAAAUGCUGAGUUUCAAGACACCGAUGAUCAUAUAAAAACAGAAUUAGCGAGAGCUAUAUUUGUAACAGGGACGCCAUUAUCGAUGGUGCAACAUCCUUUAUGGAUACAAUUUUUCGAAAAAUUGCAACCAAAAUUUAAAAUACCUUCACGUAAAGCUUUAGCGACAAAAUACUUAGAUAAAAUAUAUAGAGAAAUGCGUUUUGAGUUAAAUGAGGAACUAAAUGCUUGUAGUUACUUACACCUUCAGUGCGAUGGCUGGUCUAAUUUAAGAAAUGAAGGAAUAAUAAACUUUCUUAUAUCAAAACCUCAACCUGCAUACGUUAAAAGUUUGAAUACAGAAAGUAAUCCUCACACUAGUGAAUACCUUAGCCAAGAAGUUGAAAAAGUAAUGAAAGUGUAUGGAGCAAAUAAGUUUCUUGUACUUAUUGGCGAUAACGCUAGAAAUAUACAAAAGGCAUUCGAAUUAACAAAACUCAAAUAUCUACAUGUUGUUCCUCUCGGUUGCUGUGCACAUAUCCUUAACUUGUUGUGCCAAGAUAUUGUAAAGAUACAAGAAGUAACUGUGUUUAUUAUGCAAGCCAUAAAUAUAAUAAAAACUGUUAAAAGGAGUCAACGAUUAAGUUCCUUGUUGAUAAAAUCAAGGCAGAGUGAAGAUUCUACACAAACACUAAAAUUGCCUUGUGCUACAAGAUGGGGAAGUCAUGUUACUUCGUUAAAAAGUUUGAAAGCAAAUAAGAUAGCUUUGCAAAUAUUAACAGUUAGAGAAGAUGUGGUAAUUUCAAGAGAUAUUAAAGAUUUAAUUCUAAGUGAUGAUUUCUGGACGAAGACAGGGGAAUGUAUAAGUAUUUUGGAACCAGUCACUGAAAGCAUAUUUUACUUAGAGAGCGACCAGAAUCGUUUGCAUCGCACAUACAUUACAUUUAGAGAUGUACAAGCUAAGAUACGUUUUGCAUUAAAUGAGAUUUCGACAUUGAGCGAAGAAAGCAAACAGCAGAUUCUAACAUCAGUAUCUUCAAGAUGCAAUAUGGCAAUGAGGCCAAUAAUAGACCCCAGGACUCUAGGAGUCGAACUUACUCAAGAGGAAGAACUUAAGGGUAUGGAGUUUAUCUACAAUUUAAGCCAACACUUAAGUUUGUCAAAUGUAAUGGCAGAUUUGGCGUGUUAUAAAGCUAAAGAAAACUUUUGGGCCAGAGGAUUUGUAUGGAGCUCAUUAGAUAGCAUUGAGCCCCUAAUAUGGUGGAAAGGUAUUUGUGGUUCCACUGAGUUAAGCAAAGUAGCGAUUCGUAUUCUAUCAGCUCCCUGUACUUCGGCAGCCACUGAGCGUUCCUUUAGUAUCCAAGGCUACAUACAUAAUAACAAAAGAAAUCGACUUACAACUGAAAGAACUGAAAAAAUUUCAUUCAUUUGUUAUAACUGGAAUCUUAAACAUAAAGCUGAAUGCGAGGACAUUCAGUUUAAUGAAGAAAAUACCUUAGAAGCUUUCAUUGAGCAAGUAAAUGAACAUAACAGUUUAGACGAAAUAGAGCCUAUCGAACCUAUACAAUUCAUCGCUUGUAAUAACUCUGAAUCUGACAGUGAUUGACUGUAGUUUUACAUUUUACUUUCAUCUCUUUCUUAAUAAACUCAAAAUCAAAUUAAAAGUUUUUUAUUCUGUAGGCUGCAUAAUAAUAUUGUCUAUGUCCAGUAUAGUGGACGUCUUGCGGCUGAGAUGACGAUGAUGAAGUACAAAAUCAUAAACACCCAAAAAUUUGGGUGUUUAUGGGGUUUAAACCCAAUAAACCCAAAACACCCGGUUUUUACCCACCAGACUUUAAACCCACCCAGGUGGAUUGCCCAUCUCUACUGCCAAAACAUUUUUUCUGACUUGGAUCAUAUUUUUUUUGUUUGUCCUAAAUUCUCACUUCAACGUUUACUUUUUAUUUGUCAAUGUCAAGAUUUAUUAAAAUGUCAAAAUAUUCCUACUUCAGUGCAGGAUCUACUAAAACAUACCAUUUUGUACCAAGAAAUUUUUAAUUAUAUUACUUCAACAAUUGGUGAAAUUUAAAUAUGUAAUUGUAACUUAUACUUUUCUACUUAACUUACUUUCUUAAUAUAUUAUAAUUAAUUUAUAACUAUAAUAAUUUUUGUAAUUUAUCU
Molecule: messenger RNA, 3769 nt
Organism: Galleria mellonella (greater wax moth)
Lineage: Eukaryota; Metazoa; Arthropoda; Insecta; Lepidoptera; Pyralidae
Exons: 2
Coding region: 1362-3215 (617 amino acids)
Molecular function (GO): protein dimerization activity; DNA binding
Source: RefSeq, a predicted model, not a curated record